AUGGAUCACUAUUCGCAAUGUUGCUCGAUUCCUCACGGCACGUCCAAUGAUCUACUUCUUCAAGUCCCCAUUCGCUGGACCCCGCCCCACUCGCCAUGCGCCCAAGACGUGGCGAUGCGCGCUGGCGAAACUGGUAACCCGUCCGUAAGAAGUCGCGGAUUCCCUGUCGGUUUGCACCUUCGUCCAGACGACGCCGCUGGCGACUUCGACGCAUCUCAGCACCCAACCGCUGGCGGCAGCUUCGGCGAACCGCCCAUUGUGUCCCCCCGACACUACCCUCUUCCUCCUCAUCCCCCGCACCGGCAAUCUUCCGCCGAAAGCCCCCGUGGUACCGCGGCGGGAGGUCCCCGCGAAUUUCCUCGGCAACGCAGCGGCAGGCGCGCGGCGCGCGGCGCCGCCGAUGCAUGCGCCGCCGUUGCGCGCCUUGGCGGCGGCGAAAUCAUCCUCGAGACGGAAAGCGGCGAAACAGCGCUUCGAGCAGUAACGACCGAACCGCUUGUACCGGAAAAACCCGCCGUUUCUGGCAGGCCCGCAUCGCACGAUGACGGAAGCAAACCCCACGAAGGAGCUUCGAAGGCGCACGAUAUUACGGACACUCCUGCUCGAUAUCACGAUAUUACCUCCCCGGGGAACGACGGACACUCGUGCGGCAGCGGCAAGCAUUCCCGCGCAAGCGGCGGGCACUACAAUCUUUUCUCGCGCAGCAGCAGCAGGGAUGACGGGCGUUCUUGCGGAAGCGGUGGGGAUGACGCGCACUCCCGCGGAAGCGGCGGGGAUGACGGGCACUCCCGCGGAAGCCUAAGCGGAGGGCACUUUAACCUCUUCCCGCGCAGCAGCGACGCGCACUCCCGCGGGAGCGGCGGGGAUGACGGCCACUCCCGCGGAAGCGUAAGCGGAGGGCACUUCAACCUCUUCCCGCGCAGCAGCGGGGACGACCGGCACUCGCGCGCAAGCGGCGGGGAUGACGCGCGCUCUCGCGCAAGCGGCGGGGAUGACGGGCAUUCCCGCGCAAGCGGGGGGGACGACGCGCACUCCCGCGCAAGCAGUGGGCACUACAACCUCUUCUCGCGCAGCAGCACGCGGAAAGAACGAGCCGUUUCCGCCGCAACAAGCGCCGCCACUGCCGUUUCGACAGCUGCGGCUGCGGCAGGGGCACCUGGGGAACCUUCGCCACUGGCAAGGCGGCUGACUAGAGCGGAGCACUCCGCAAUUUCAGGCAGCGGGGAUCAUGGCGGCGCGACCUGGCGCAGGGAGAGCGGUGCUGGUGGGUUUUCCAGCGGUGUGGCUCGGUCCAUGAGCCGAGAUAGUGGCGAUGGGGGUGUGGCGUGGGGGCGGGAAGGGGUGAGGAGGAUUAACACGCCUCCGGUGGGGCAUGGCAUGUGGGGCAGGGAGCAAGGGGGGAGUGGCGGCGAGUGCGGUGGUGUGCGGUUGGGAGACGUGGGGAGGGGUGACAGGGAGUGCGAUGGGGCGUGGAGGAGUAACUGGGAGUGCGGCAGCGCGGGGUGGGACCAGGGGGAGCGUUACAGCAUGGGCAGCAACACGAGCAGCGUUGAUAACAGCGUUGCAAGCAGCAGCUACGGUCAAACUGCUUCCCACGGAAUGACGGGAAUGACUCAGCGUUUUGGGUCGUCUCACCACAACGAACGCGAAUCGCCAUACCAUACACGCAACACCAACCACAACUCUCCUCCUGUCAGCCACGUGUCUCAUGGCUAUGCUGACUCAGCAUCCGGCGCAGCAGCAGCCUUCGUGCCGUCACCACCCGGGAGCACACCCGCAUCAUGCGGUGGAGUGGCACCAUCCCACGUGGCACCAUCCAAUGUGGCACCAUCCAACGUGGCACCCGGACACGUGGCAUCCAGUGGCGGCUGCAGGGUGUUCUCUUCGGAGCAGCUGGUCGCAGCAACCAAUGGUUUCCACUCCUCCAACCUGCUCGGCGCUGGCGCCUUCGGCCAGGUGUUCAAGGGCAACCUGCUGGGCUGCGAGGUGGCAAUAAAGAAGCUCCAAGGCAACGGGUGGCAGGGCGAGGAGGAGUACGGCGCAGAGGUGCAUGUGCUGUCGCGCAUGCGCCACCCACACAUCGUGUUCAAGGGGAGUUUGUUAGGCUGUGACGUGGCAAUCAAGAAGCUGCAAGGCAACGGGUGGCAGGGCGAGGAGGAGUACGGCACAGAGGUGCAUGUGCUGUCGCGCAUGCGCCACCCACACAUCGUGCUGCUCAUGGGCCACUGCCCCGCCCUCUCCUGCCUUGUCUACGAGUUCCUACCCGGAGGGGACCUCUCACAACACCUCUGCUCUGCUGCUGCUGCUGCUGCUGCUGGUGGUGCUGCUGGUGCUGCUGCUGCUGGCGGUGCUGCUGCUGCUGCUGCUGCUGCUGCUGGCGGUGCUGCCGGUGCUGGUGGUGCUAGUGGUGCCGCUGCGACCGGCACUUUGUCUUCACUCUGCCGCCCGCUCUCCUGGCCAGAUCGGAUCAGAAUCUUAUCUGAAAUCUCCGGCGCACUGCUCUACCUGCACCAGCACUCGCCCCCGAUCGCCCACCGCGACUUAAAGCCCCAGAACAUCCUCCUCGAUACAAGCCUGCGCGCUAAGCUGGCAGAUGUUGGCCUGGCUCGCCUGAUCGACUGCGGUAACGGGGAUGAAUACUGCGGUGGAGAUGGGUCUGGCGGGUACGGAGGAGGCGGAGGAGGGGGGAAUAUGACGGCGAGAGUGAGGGGAACGGUGGGGUAUAUAGACCCCGAGGAGCUGGUAACGUGUGAGGUGUCGGUUCUGGGGGAUGUUUAUGCACUGGGGGUGGUGAUGCUGCAGAUGCUGAUGGGGAUUCCGGACGUGAAGCAAACUGUGAAGUGGGACCGUGGUGCGGCAGCUGAGGUGGCAGCGAUCGCAAUCUGCUGCACCAAUAGGAGGAGAGCAAGCCGGCCGGAUCUUGAAAGGGAGGUGCAUGAGGUGCUGAUGCAACUGGCGGAGGAGAGUGCUGGGUGUGCGGAGAGGCAGCAGGAUGAGGCCAACAGUCACCUGCUCUGCCCUCUGUCUAAGAUGCGCAUGAGGGAACCGGUGGUGGCAGCAGAUGGGUACACAUAUGAGAGGGCAGGAAUCGAGAAAUGGAUGGAGACCAGCAACAGAUCUCCCAUUACAGGGGAGCUUUUCGCGCAUCCAAUGCUCACUCCAAACAAUGCAAUGAGUGUUAUCAUCAAAUAA
Closterium sp. Yama58-4 is the source of this 3192-nucleotide messenger RNA. The record is from the annotation of a GenBank genome assembly. Lineage: Eukaryota; Viridiplantae; Streptophyta; Zygnematophyceae; Desmidiales; Closteriaceae.